AUGACUGACCGACGUCGGGUCAAUGGCCCUCCUGGCCAUACCAGCGCGCCAGUGUUUGCACCCUCCCCGCAGACACAGAAGUCCCAACCCUUGCGAUUGAGAAAGCCCAACGAGCUGCGCAAGAUUUUUCUCCAGACUGGAAUAAUCCCAUCAGCCAGCGGUUCGGCAUAUCUCGAACUCGAAUCUCAGCCGACGGGGAAGCAAACCAUUUCACUCUCUUCCUCCACGAUCAAGUUGUCAUGUGCAGUCCAUGGGCCCAAACCGCUACCCAGAACAGCCGCGUUCUCACCAAAUCUACAGCUUACUGCGUCUGUCAAAUUUUCACCGUUUGCAACUCGGGUCAGACAAGGCUACGUUCGAGACUCUAUUGAAAAAGAUCUAGGUAUGCAUUUGGAAAAUGCGCUCAAAGGAGCUAUCAUACCUGAGCGAUGGCCGAAGAGUGGACUGGACGUAGCAGUAACUGUACUUGAAGCCGAACAAGAUCAUGGCUCUGGAGAGCGCAUCACAGGUGUUGCUUUGUUCAACGUCCUUGCAGGGUGCAUCAAUGUUGCCAUGGCAGCAAUUGCAGACUCGAGGAUUGACUGUUUGGAUCUGUUGGCUGCGGGAGUCGGUGCUAUUGUUCCAGGCCCAAAAUCGAGUCAGAUCAGAGUGUUGGAUCCUGCGGCUGCCGAACAUGAGGAGCUGCUCUCAACUUGUCUGGUUGGAUUCCUGCCUACUCGGGAUGAAGUCGUGGAGAUCUGGUCUACCGGCUCAGUGACUCCUCAAGCAUCGGAAGAAAACUUAGGAUUUGAUGAAUUGGUAGACAGCGCGGUCGCUGCUGCUCGUGGCGCACAGACGGUCUUGAAAGAAGUACUCCUCGAAAGUCUCACCAGGACUCAGGUUGCAACAAAGAAACAAUCCAGCUCUGAAAUGAGUGAUGUCGAGAUGGAUACAUGA
Messenger RNA from Exophiala aquamarina CBS 119918, 936 nucleotides. RefSeq lists its product as uncharacterized. Bases 1 to 936 code for a protein of 311 amino acids. The record is from RefSeq and is a predicted model, not a curated record. Gene Ontology annotation, biological process: nuclear mRNA surveillance; rRNA catabolic process; U4 snRNA 3'-end processing. Gene Ontology annotation, cellular component: nucleolus; cytoplasmic exosome (RNase complex); nuclear exosome (RNase complex). Lineage: Eukaryota; Fungi; Ascomycota; Eurotiomycetes; Chaetothyriales; Herpotrichiellaceae. The transcript is spliced from 2 exons.